GCCUUGUCGCUCUACCAUGCACUCCGACGGAAGAACCCGAAAACACCCGACGCCGUCCGAUGUCGACGUCAGCAUAUCUCGUUGUUUCGUUUUCGUGCGAAGGAGAGAGAGGAAAAAAAAAACGGCUCUGAGCAAAGCAACAAGAAGGAAGAGCAAUGGCGACACUGGAUCGCCAAAUACCAAGUCCGGAUACCUUCCUCUGCCAGCCUUGGUCUUCCUUCGUCAGUGCAGCUAAAUUACGCGUUGUUGACAACUCGUCCGUGGACAACACCGACAGAGAGCCGUACUGCCUUGGUGAAGCUGUGAACCUCAGUAAAGAAGAUAUGCUUGUCUACAGCCAGUUUCCAGCACUGGAGGAUUUUUGUCUUGUUGUCUGCCAUGUCUGCAAUCAGGUGGUCACUCCUCAGGGCAUCCUCACACACUAUGAAAAGCGCCAUGGCUCCCCUGCUCCCUCCCGGAGUCCCCUGGUCCCUAUGAAGCCCAAAGCCCCCGCGGUGGCCCCUGCUGUGACCCCCAGUCCAGGGGACACAUUGGCUUUCAGGGUCCCUAAAGACUACCCUCACUCCCGCUUCAGCAAAGCACCACUUGCUGUCUAUCCACCAAAGGGGGCGCGCAACAAGACAUGUGUGUCCCUCCCAGUCGUGAGCCUGGAGAAGAUGCCUUGCCUCAGCCGAGCCAACUCUGCAUCGCAUGUGCGCCUCUCCUCCUCCUCCUCCUCCUCUUCCUCCUCCUCCUCUUCUUCUUCCCCCUCCACCCACAAACCUCCAUCUCACACUCCUCCAGCUUCCCAGCGGUCAAGCGAAAAGCUCAUGAAUGGCCGCAGCACUGGUGGGCCAUCCACACCGCGCUCCACCACGCCUCCAUCCUCUCUGGAUGGACGUCCCAGUCCAGCUCGAUCUCCACUGGAUAGACGACCAUCGUCCACACCUUCCCCCUCGCCGUUGGACAGGAAACCCUCCCCGUCACCUUCACCCUCUCAAAGAUGUAGUGCUCUACCAUCAUCUUCAUCAUCCUCAUCACCAUUGGAUAAGAAGCACCAGAAUGGAACAAAAACAUCCUCCAGGUCACACAAAAGGCUCUCAGGGAGAGUGUUUGAUCCUAACAAGCACUGUGGAGUCCUGGACCCUGAGACAAAACGACCCUGUACAAGGUCUCUCACCUGCAAGACUCACUCCUUAACUCACCGCCGAGCCGUUCCCGGACGAAGGAAACAUUUCGACAUCCUCCUGGCCGAGCACAAAGGCAGGGCGAAGGAAAAGGAGGGGCCGAAGGAAAAGGAGAAAGACAGAGAUGGAGCGCACGGAGGGAAGGAUGGCUGCAGCCAGAGUGUCCCAUCACAGGAGAUGGUGUGUCCCAGCAAGCCUCACUGCCCCAAUGGACGACCGCUGUCAACGCUGAAGCUACGGCUGGCCAAUGCACACAUACCGAGGUGGGACAGGGUUCCAGGUUCUGCCACCUCCACCUCCAGUCCUCUGCCCCCAGCACCAGCCCCUGUCCCUACGACAAACCCAGAGCCAUCUCCCCAUGGCUGGUUAACGUCAACGGGAGGAGACGGCGGGCGGCUUUCGAGUGACGAGGGAGAUACAGACACCCCAGAAGACUCUGACAAACCCACCUUUCACUGCUCCAGUCACCACCCACAACCUUUAGGGUUGUGUAUAUUCAGCAGUCGACUCAUGGGACGGGGCCACUACGUGUUUGACAGGCGAUGGAACAGGGUGAGGCUGGCACUUCAGAACAUGGUAGAGAAACACCUCAACUCACAGAUGUGGAGGAAGGUGCCUCUGGCUGCUGAAAGUCUCCUCUCCCUCCCCUCCUCUGGUACCUCCUCAGCUGCUUCACUACAGCUUCACCCUUCCUCCCCCAUCUCUGGCAGCUCUCCUCUCCUCACACCUCCCUCUAACUCCUUCUCCUAUAGCGCCACCUUUCCUCAGUCCACAUCGAUGGCCAGGGUGUUCAGCAUCCGAGAUGCCCCACAAUCCCUCGUGCAGAUUUCUGCACUGGGUAAAGCCGGUAAUGGCACACAAAGAGCCAGCCGCCCAUCCAAAGAGAUGGGAGACUCUGUAGUGGGACCGAAGAAGAGAAAAAACUCCUCUUGCUACUCCUUUUCUUCUGCUUCUCCUUCCUUGUUUCCAACUGUGGAUAAUCACAAAAGGAAUGGAAACAGCCAUCAUCCCACAUUACAAAGUUCAGGGGGCACACUUACUACCCCUUCCAGGAAAAAGGGACUUGGCCGUGGGGGAAGUGGACUAUGGAGUGGGGGAGAGGACGGGCUAUCAAGAAGUGAUGGAUCUCCAAGCCUCAAAUCUCAGAACAGUCGUGAACUUGGCACCAGUACACCCUAUUCACCUACUAAAGAGGCAUCCGCUGUCCUUCAUCCACCCAUGGCUGCCCCAUCCAUACCACCGCUUCAUGGAGGAAAAGCAGAAGGGAGGAAAAGGAGAAGCCCCAGUUCCUAUAGAGGGAAGGCCAGCAAACUGAGCAGGCCCAGUGGACUGGAGAGCCUCUUUGGGAAAGGGAACGACAGUGGGGGGAUACUGGCCUCUGGACCAGAGUCACCGAGACAAGCCAAGUUGCAUCACUGACAGAAACCUGUUUGACGGACAGAAUGUUGGGCAGCUGUGCAGGCCACCACCGUUUGUGACCUUUGACCUCACCACUCUUUCACUGACAGAACCAAUCAGACUGCUUCAGCUCGGCAAUGUCACCCUGUUUAGCCAAUGACAGUUGAGUUCACCUACUGUGACAUCAGGGCUCUGGAGUGUUUGCCCACAGUUGGACUGGCAGCCACUUCCUCUCUUCCCUCCUCAAUAUGGAUAGCUUUUGUGGAAAACUGCUGUGCAUCUCUGUGGUCGUGGUAUUUUUAGAACAAGACAGUGGAAUCCAAAAACUGAUCCUCUAGAAAGGGAAUUUGCCGCGAGUUUGAAAACUUUUCAAGGCAUUGUUAGUAAUACCACCACUGUACAGUUUUUGGGGAGACAUUUUAACCAGAUUUUUUUUCUUGGUUGAUUGCACCCCUCUUUCAAGCUCCUGUGUUAAGUCAGCCGGCAAGGAAAACAAUGUGUGAUUGUUUUUUGGGAGUUAGGUGAUUGAAGGACCUACUGACACGACUACUGUAGGACUCAAACUUCAGCUAUGCCGCCUCAGCUUCCCCUGUCCAGUCCUUUCAAUUUUUUUUUUUUUUUUUGGUGACUUUUUCUCUUCCACAAAAAUGGGAAGGAGUGCAGCCGCCUUGGUUGGGUUUUAUCCAGCUUUUUUCUCCUCUUUGAGGCCCUUCCUCCUCCUCAUCAUUAUCAUCAUCAUCAUCUUUUCUUAACUGCUCUUCAUAUCAGGCACCUUCCUGUACAUCUCUGCUCUCCCCUCUCUGCCUUUGUGUACCCAUCAUGCUCGUGUUCAAAGUGCACUUACUCCCCUUUGCUUCCCUUGUCACCGACUCCAGAGCAGCCUCCAGCAGUGCCACACAAGGGAUGAAAACGUCUGUGUUACCAACGAUGCCGGUCAAUGCAUUCAAUUUCAAUAUAGGAAGACAUCAGAUUUUAUUUGAAGAUUGUUUUUUCUUUGCUCUGGUUUAAAUGUUGCAAGAAACACAAACUUGUGUCUGUGUGUCAGGACUUGCAUCCAAAUAUAACUAUUUCUGUAGUUUUUUUUUUGUUUUGUAUAAUAAUUUAUCAUUCUUAAAUGAUGGUUGUUUUCUAACUGACCAUUGAGGUUUGAGCUACAGAGACAUUUUGAGCAAACAUAAUUUCUAUGGCAUUUUGAAGAAAUGUUGAAAGUAUUAUGAUAGUUCAUAUUGUUGAAAAUAUGUACAUAUCUGUUAUUUUUGUAUUUAUUACUAAUUGUCCCCUUUUACAAAAUAUGAUUUAAAGAGGGAGUUUCCUAUCUUGAUUUCAAUAAUGGUAAUGUAAUUGGCCUGGUUUCUCAAAGACAUCAAUUACUUGUUCAUCAGCAAGAAUGAAAUGAAUACUCAUUGUUAGGGGAAAUUAAAAAAAAAAAAAGUAAUUAUUACAUACAGCUGUUGUGUGUGGGGGGUUUGGGCCUGUUUAACAUGUCAAAGUUAGCAUUUCUAAAAAUUAUCAAUGCUGCUGACUUAAAUGAAAGUGAUUCUUCACCAGGAGAUUGGAGUUCUCUGAAUAUUUUGCAUCAGUGUUCAUGAAUGUCCACUUAAAGCGUCAAAAAGAGUCAAAUAUUCAGAAAAUCAGUAAAUGACAUGUAUCUGUACUAGUAUUCCUUUACAUUUAUAAAGUGCCCCAUAGUGUGAUGUGAUUAAUGCUAAUGAACUAGAGGAUGAUUUAGUGAAGCCAGGCCCACAUUAGUAUUCGUGUAAUAGAAAGGGCCCCACAUUCCUGUUUGCCUGUGGUUUCACCCUUUUUCAUCCUUCUUCCAUUGUUCAAAGCUAUACCUGUUUUUAAACUGUCUGUAUCUUCCAAGACCAAUUGGUCUAGUCUCAGUGCGAUUGUGCUUGAGUGUUAUGUCAUAUCACGUUCUAGUCAGUAUGCUUUUGUUUACUUCACAGCUCCGCUCCUCAAAGCCAGAAGGUAAUGCUGGCCAAAGUUGCAGAAGUUGAAAUGAACGUCCAGACUCGAACAUAUUCCCAGCAAUUGAUUAAAUUUGCUUGUUAUCAUUUCUUCUCUGGUGGCUCAUGUACAAGAUGCAAACACGCAGCUAAAUUCAGUUUGCAAGAGUGUAUUGAGGAGAGCGUGAUUAGAUUAUAUUCUUCUCUCAUCUGUGCUUCACCAUUUUACUUACUAAAGUGAAGUAAACGUAGUGUAACUGCGGAUGAAGUGUGGGGCAUGUGAGGCAAUUGUUGCCACAAAUGCAAAAUAACCACCAAAAACAUGGACGUAACCUUUUAAAGAAAUGACCUGAAACGGUCACUGUCCAUUCUCCUGGCGUGAGUGAUGAGAAGGAAGUAAGCGGAAGCAUUUUGACAGGCUUGAUAGAAGCAAGAAGCCGUGAGUGAUGCUCCCACCUGGUACUUGCCAACCACUUCUACGGAAACAGCUUCUAGGAUUUUUUUUGGUUUGUGUUAAAAGCAUCUAAGCACUAAUGAUGAAUGAAUUGUACAUAAUCUGUUGUAUUUGUGUUAUGCUUUUUCCAACUACUCAAAGUGCUUCCCAUGAUGACACUUUAUUGGUGUGUGAGGUCGUCUAACAGCUCUUAGAUCAGUUUAGUAAUUCAGGCUUGGUGGUCUUAUUUUAACUGUAGAUACACAUGGUUUACCUGGGUACUUGGGUGUACAGUUAACAUGCUUACAUAUUUUACAAUGUGCUUUCACAAGUCUCUGUUUGGCAGCCUGUUGCCAUGGUUUUAACAUAAAACACCAACAGUUUCACCACUUUAGAUCAUUUAUGUUGGUUUUAGUGCCUAUAAAGUAAUGGACUAGAAAAUAUGAUCAAUGGAUAAAGACUCCACUGUAUUUUCUCCCUUCUCCCACUCCAUACCUUCUUAUGUGUAUCUACAGAACAAAGUGACAAUUUUGGCACUAAGAUAUUUUUGAGAAACGCCACCCUGACUUACUUUUGUAGUAAUAGGAAUGGGAAGUCACAGCCUGUUGCAGCUAUAAUUCAGAAAAAAGCUCAUGGAUGUUUUCCAAACAUGUACAAUGUCUUUGCUGUUGAAUUUUAUGGAGGUAUUAACAGUUUUCUAAAACCCUCUCCCUUCCUUUUUUUGCACUUUGUCAUAAUGCCCUGAUCUUUAAGCGAGUUCUAUUUAUAUAAAUAUUUGAGAUAUAAAAGUCUAUAUAUAUUUGUAAAAGUGUUUCUGGAACCAACAGUAAAAGAAGAUGAAGAGUAUAUUCUUAGUGAGUUGGUUGAAGGCCCUGAAACCAGCACACUGUUGAUGUUUUUUUCUUUGUUUGUUUUUUUGUUUUUGCAUCUGAUUCAAACUGUGGUGAAUGUUGAAUAUCUAAAAAUGCCUUGUAAGAGUUGAGGUUUAUUCAAGCUCACUGCAGUUGGACCAGAAAAUGGAUUUCCCAUCAAAACAACUAAACACUUGCUGUAAAAAAAAAAAAAAAAAAAAAAAAAAAAAGGUCUUAUAUCCAGGCUUUAAUUAAAUGAUUUCAAGUG
Sphaeramia orbicularis (orbiculate cardinalfish) is the source of this 6065-nucleotide messenger RNA. It is a transcript of the gene atxn7l1, whose product is annotated as ataxin 7-like 1. The record is from RefSeq and is a predicted model, not a curated record. The transcript is spliced from 12 exons. NCBI's taxonomy places the organism in Eukaryota, Metazoa, Chordata, Actinopteri, Kurtiformes, Apogonidae. The coding region runs from base 156 to 2585 and encodes 809 amino acids.